Chrysochloris asiatica (Cape golden mole) is the source of this 1284-nucleotide messenger RNA. It is a transcript of the gene RBM34, whose product is annotated as RNA binding motif protein 34. Lineage: Eukaryota; Metazoa; Chordata; Mammalia; Afrosoricida; Chrysochloridae. The transcript has 11 exons. Gene Ontology annotation, molecular function: RNA binding. Bases 1 to 1284 code for a protein of 427 amino acids. The record is from RefSeq and is a predicted model, not a curated record.
AUGGCCCUGAAAGUGAAGCACAAACGGAAGAAAAACAAGACUGACGAACAGGGAGAGAACCCGGACGAUGGCUCCUGCGGGCACCCGACUGGAGAUUAUCUGGUUGGCCAAGUCGCCGACAGCCUGGCGCAGAGUGCGCACAUGCGCAGAGGCAGCACGCACCGGCUGGCUUCCCUGUUCGGCUCCUUGGAGUCUCGGGUUCAGCCCGUGUAUGUCCCUGUGCCUAAAGAAACCACCCAAAAAAGAAAACAGGAUGAGAGGGAAGAAAUUACAUCCCAAAUUAAAAAAAAACAUUUGCAAGGACCUACAAAAAAAAUGAAAGCGAAGAAACUUUCGAAUGCAGACAAAACGUUGGCAAACAGGGAGAGUGCUCUAGCAUGUGCUGAUUUAGAAGAAGAAGAAAUUCAACAGAAACACAAGCAGAAAAGGAAAAACUCUCAGUCUGGUGAUGGUGUUAAAGCAGCAGAUAAAAAAAUACUUGAUGAUAUAGAGCCCACAGUUCCAAAUCAAAGAAAAAAAAUUCAGAUCAACCAAGAAGAAGAGCGAUUAAAGAAUGAAAGAACCGUGUUUGUAGGUAAUUUGCCGGUCACAUGCAAUAAGAAGAAACUGAAGUCUUUGUUUAAAGAGUAUGGACCAAUAGAAUCUAUACGAUUUCGUUCUCUGAUUCCAGCAGAGGGCACUCUAUCCAAAAAGUUGGCAGCGAUAAAACGUAAGAUUCAUCCCGAUCAGAAAAAUAUUAACGCUUAUGUUGUGUUUAAGGAUGAGAGUGCUGCUACAAAAGCAUUGAAAAGAAAUGGGACCCAAAUUGCAGAUGGAUUUCGUAUUAGAGUUGAUCUCGCAACUGAGAGCUCAUCUAGGGACAAGAGAUCAGUAUUUGUGGGGAAUCUCCCUUACAAAAUUGAAGAGACCGCUGUUGAGGAACACUUUCUGGACUGUGGAAAUAUUGUGGCUGUGAGAAUUAUAAGAGACCAAGUGACUGGGAUUGGCAAAGGAUUUGGCUAUGUACUGUUUGAGAAUACAGAUGCUGUUCAUCUUGCUAUGAAAUUAAAUAAUUCUGAACUAAUGGGAAGAAAACUCAGAGUCCUGCGUUCUGUCAGUAAAGAAAAAGUAAAACAACAGAAUUCAAAUCCUGGUUUGAAGAAUGUUGGUAAACCUAAGCCAGGACUGAAUUUUACUUCAAAACAUGCACAAGUACAUUCUAAACGUUUAUUUAUUGGAGAAAAGGCAGUUCCCACUAAAAACAAAAAAAAAGGACAGAAGAGAAGUGGGCGACCAAAGAAGUAG